Molecule: messenger RNA, 903 nt
Organism: Talaromyces rugulosus
Lineage: Eukaryota; Fungi; Ascomycota; Eurotiomycetes; Eurotiales; Trichocomaceae
Exons: 3
Coding region: 1-903 (300 amino acids)
Source: RefSeq, a predicted model, not a curated record
AUGUGCCUUGGGUACAAAUCGCUCGCAUUGCUAUGCUCGAUUUAUUCUCCAGUUGUGGCGAGCGGUGCCACGUUUAUCGAUCCUCCUGCAUAUCCUCAGGCCGGUUAUGAUCUCGCUACUAGUCCGAGCUAUGGCCUUGGAUCUACAGUUGAUAUUAAGUGGAUGAUAGAACCUCCGCGCAAUGUGUCCUUGGCACUAUUUCAGCUCAGUGGUGCAACUUCGCUGUACCCAUAUGAGAAUUUAUUUAGUAAUUUAGAUGCUGGCGUGACGUCCUUCCUCUGGACGGUCCAGACAGCGAAAGAUCUCGGCUUUUCGCAUAAUUUUUGGAUGUGUUUAUUUGAAGAAAAUACUACACAUGCGGCUGCUUGUACAAAUUUCUUCAAUAUUACCAGCACCGAUGCCGGGAUUCAAGCUCCAGUCACGACUGGCUCGGGUUUAACCACACAAACUAGGAAAUACUCAACAAACACACAGACAUCCGUUCCUACUAUAAUAACCGCACCUGACAUAGUGCCAAAACCGAUAGCUACCGCGACCGCUUCCUCGAUUUCUACCUCAGGGCCCAUAGCCAUGCCUACCUAUAUUAUAUCAUCUACUUCUACUUCUACCGCAACAUCUAUAAGCACACCGGCGUCUACAAUGAUACCAUCGACCCCCGCACCAUCAGGGCUGAGCACUCUAGCAAAAGCUGGACUUGGAAUUGGAGUAGCCGUCGGAGCCCUUUUUCUCGCUGGUGCAGGCUUUUUGGCUAGGACUCACUGGAAGAGAUGGCGUGAAACACCCAUUGAGACCAACUACAUCACACGAAGCAAGAUGUUUCAAUCACCGGGUUCAUCAACGUCGCUUUUUCAAUAUCAUCGAACGAAAACACCACUACCGGAGAAUGCUUCUGGAUGGACGUAG